UCCGCGCUCCGGCUACGCCGCGACGCUUCCACUCCAGCGCAGCGCCGCUCACAACCUUCCAGACAGCCUCUGGCGCCUCACUCCGGAGCGUCGCCUACCGCAAGCUCUUCCGCGGUCGCCAUGGUGACCAUCUCGCAAACGCAGUGCGUGACGCUGCGGCGCCGGUCGCCGCCUCGGCCGCUGGACGCCAAGCCGUCGCCACUGACCGCCCAGGCGCCGAAGUCGGCGGGUACGACGCUGCGCUCCGCUCUGGAGCAGCAGCAGGGUCACCAGCAGCAACAGCAGCAGCUGCAGCACACGCCGCGGCUGCGCAUCGUCUGGUUCAACGCCCUCGGUUUCCUCGCGCUGCACAUCACUGCCGCCUACGGCCUCUGGAUAGGCGUCGCCUACGGCCGCGUCCUCUCCUGGCUGUGGGCUAUCCUGGUGGGCGUGGUGUCGGGCCUCGGUGUAACUAUAGGCGCCCACCGGCUGUACACGCACCGCAGCUUCCGCGCCACGUGGGGAUUGCGUCUGGCACUCGUCACCCUACACACCAUCGCUGGGCAGAACUGUCUGUACAUCUGGGUGCGCGACCACCGGCAGCACCAUAAGUACAGCGACACGGACGCCGACCCGCACAACGCCACCAGGGGCUUCUUCUUCUCGCACAUCGGCUGGCUCAUGGUGCGCAAGCAUCCCGACGUCAUCCGGCUCGGCAAGACCAUCGACCUGACGGACCUCGAGCAGGACGCCUUCGUUAUGUUCCAAAAGAAGUACUAUAAGACGCUGUACGCGAUAUUCUCCAUCAUGCUGCCUGUGGCCGUGCCGAUCUACGCGUGGAACGAGCAGCCGUGGAUUUCUCUGAUGCUGUGCUACUUCACCAGAGCCAUCCUAACCCUCAACAUCACAUGGCUCGUCAACAGCUGGGCACACCUCUACGGCACCAGGCCGUAUAACAACCGCAUAGAGCCCGUGGAGAGCGAUUUCGUGUCCUUCCUGUCGUUCGGAGAGGGCUGGCACAACUACCACCACUCGUUCCCGUACGACUACCGCGCCGCCGAGCUGGGCCAGCGCUACGACCUGUCCACCCGCAUCAUCGAGUGGCUGGCGCGCCGCGGCUGGGUCACCGACCUCAAGGCGGCCUCCGCCAGCUCUGUGGUCAGCCUGGCGCUGGCGCACGGCGACGGCAGCCACCCCGUCUGCCAGCCGGGAGCGGGCGCCUCCAAGGCCGCCGACGCCGACGCCGCCCCCGCGCCCCAGGAGCCCGCGGCCGGCAAGCACUUUGUGGAGGCGCUGCCCGCGCCGGGCCAACCCCCGGAGCCCGGACUCAGCAUCGCCUGAGCAGCGCCAGGGGAACCCUCACCUUGACAGUCAGUUCGAUGGCGCUUCCCGUCGUCUGCUUCGUUGCUGACACCACCCGCAAGCACAGAACGCGACAGUACAACACACCCCUUCUCUCGGCACAGAUCCGAAGAGACUCUGUUCGCUGUGUUUUGGUGUAAGAAGUGACGAAAACUUUGUUAAUACUAUGACGUACUCUGUGAUAUCUGUUAUGAGCAGUGUUCUUCCGAAAGCCCAAAAAAGUGAACUAGUUUCCUUUUCUACGCCUGUCGCAGCACAUAGACAAUGACAAAGAGACCCAUUCAUUAUCUUUGAUCAUCAGUCAGUCGAAUGAUCACCGUAAAAUAACAGACAGAAAGAGAGAGCUCUCUACUUAAAACUGUGGGCCAAUUAGGGAGUCGAAUUCUGAACCUCGCCUAUCGCAGGCAAUUUUCUUGCCAAUUGAGCCGCCUGUAAAGUCUCAGGAGGACAGAGGAGGAAGAGGGACUGAGGAGAUUCUGAGAUCUGCACGCUUUAUUGUUAAGCGCUUACCCCGCGAUGGACAAUGUUCAGUGUUUGUUUCUCGCUGCACAGUUCCCUUACUACAUAUUGCUCCAAUUCUGCAUACGCCCCAUAUUCUACAAUCUGCUGUGACAACUGAAGUAGUUGAAACGAAGUGUCUUUCAUUUUAAAUGAUUUUAUUUGCAUUUACUGAAUCCUACAAACUAACACGUUAUCAGACUUUGUCAUUGCGUUACAUAAACCAGUCAGAUAAAUGGCCAUCAUAUCCAUAAUUGUGAAUAGAGUUGCUGUAGCCCUGUUCGAAUGAUUUUACAUAUGUCAAUAAUAAUUUCCUGUAACUCUGAACUAUCAAAUAGCCACUUGAACGUAUAUGAUUCGAGUCAUGUAAUCGUAUAAUUGUAAGACUACGCACAGUUAUUUUAUUUAUUAUUGCUUAGGUGCUUAAGUUACUGAACUGCACACUGUAAACUGUAUGGGACAUUAUUUUAUGUAAAUGCAAUAUUUUUUAUGUAUAGCAAAUAAAGUGACUGAAUGUCUGUACUUUAAAUCA
Messenger RNA from Schistocerca serialis cubense, 2371 nucleotides. RefSeq names its product acyl-CoA Delta-9 desaturase-like. Lineage: Eukaryota; Metazoa; Arthropoda; Insecta; Orthoptera; Acrididae. The record is from RefSeq and is a predicted model, not a curated record. Bases 121 to 1320 code for a protein of 399 amino acids. Gene Ontology annotation, molecular function: stearoyl-CoA 9-desaturase activity; iron ion binding. Gene Ontology annotation, cellular component: endoplasmic reticulum membrane. Gene Ontology annotation, biological process: unsaturated fatty acid biosynthetic process. The transcript is spliced from 6 exons.